Messenger RNA from Solenopsis invicta (red fire ant), 3496 nucleotides. RefSeq lists its product as uncharacterized. The record is from RefSeq and is a predicted model, not a curated record. NCBI's taxonomy places the organism in Eukaryota, Metazoa, Arthropoda, Insecta, Hymenoptera, Formicidae. Bases 71 to 973 code for a protein of 300 amino acids. The transcript has 4 exons.
GACUACAAGCGACAGCAGCGGGAACAACCGCUAAUUAUCAAUGGCGCGAUGACGCGACGCCGUACUACAAAUGGCGGGUAAUGAAACAGCUGUUCACGUCACCGUCAGCUCGACAUCUAGCGGAGCGCGGGCGCGAUCCGGCACGCGUCGGCGACGACGUCGACGUUGGGUACGCCGCGGCGAGGAAGCGCGUGGUCGAGGUGCUGGAAGAAGGGCUAGAACGGCGGUGUCCGCUGGUGACCUGUCCAAGAGGAACAUGGCUGCUGGCUGCUGUGGCGCGAAGAAGCAGAGGCUGGGUGGCGGCGGUGGUGGCGCGGCGCCGAGCUUGUCGCCGUGCGACGGCACCGCCAUACGGCACGGCACUUCUCAACUGAGAAAGCCCGCGGCGAUCGCUCAACCGGAGAUGGGCUUCUUCUGCUUCGAUGUGCUCUACUGCCAGCUACACCAGCUGGACCCGCCGAAGGCGCCCAACUUCAUCAACGAAGCGUUCCCUUUAUUUGUGACAUGGACAAUAGGAAAAGAUAUGAGAUUACGAGGUUGUAUUGGUACUUUUAACGCGAUGCACUUACAUGCUGGGCUACGCGAGUAUGCUACAACUAGCGCAUUCAAAGACUCUCGAUUUAAUCCCAUAACUCGAGACGAGCUGCCGCGCUUGCAUGUAAGCGUGUCGAUUUUACGACAUUUUGAGGACGGGGUUGACUAUUUAGAUUGGGAAGUGGGUGUACACGGAAUUCGCAUAGAGUUUCACAAUGAGAAGGGUAACAAGCGGACGGCUACUUAUUUGCCCAGCGUAGCUAUGGAGCAAGGAUGGGACCAGAUACAAACGAUAGAUUCUCUGCUACAUAAGGGUGGCUUCAAAGGCCUAGUCACACCCGAUAUCCGUCGUAGCCUGAAACUGACUCGCUAUCAAAGCGAAGAGGUCACCGUGAGCUAUCAGGAUUACAUGACGCAUUGUCAUAAUCGGCGAUGCUAGCAGAUCGCCUGGGGUCCCAGCCAGGGAUCCCUGUCCCAACGAUCCGUCGAGGCUCGUUACAACAACGUGCAUACUGUCAAUUCGUCUCAUUUGCAAAACGAUAGCGCUCGAUAUAAUUCCUUCGCGUCUGGACAACAGUGCUUGCAAAUUGUCACGCAACCAAAUCGCUCGACUUUCAUACAUCCAUUACCCUUACCUCCGAUUACUCCAGUUAUGAUACCGAUACGUAACAAUCCACCCUUUUGGUGGGAUAACGCGGGUCCGUCCUAUUUGCCUGCACCGCUUUAUCCUAGACCACCGCAUCGUUUCUUAACGCAGGAUACUGCGGAGCGCGGGGUACGUAAGCGAAAAUGACAUUGGAGGCGGUUAUUUCUCGCAAUUUUCCAUUGUUUAAAAUGGUGCGUGUUUCUGUGUCUUAGUGUACACAGCCUCCCGCUUAUGGUACCGCAUGCCCCGUCUUGAGGCUAAUAAACCGUAUAUGACGGCAUCGUUUAAUUGUAUUAAAAAUCACAAGUAAUAUAACAUAAUUUUAAAAAAAGAUUUCAAAUUUUACUAAAAUUAUAUUUGCAAUGAUAUAUGUUUCUUAAAUAUUUCAGUAUUAUAUUAAAACAAUUUUGUCAAUUUCGGGUAUUUAUUGAUAAAUAAUAAAAAGCUUAGUCAUAUUAUUCAUUUUUCAAUAGCUAUACUAGUCAUUAAUUCUAUUUUUUCUCAUAAAUGCAUUCAAUUCUUUCUUCGUUAUAACAAUUAGCGUUGCCACCAUAUUGCGAAAAAUCGGUAUUUGUAUCAAUAAUAUAAUGACAAUGAACGUUUUUAUAAAAGACAGUGAUUAUAUCUAAAAUUCACUGCCUUUCACAUGAUAUAAUGUACAAAACGAUGUCGUGGAAUUAUUCCAUUUUUUGCACAAUGUACAUGAUAUAUAUCAUCCUUAUAUACAUCAAGUAAAAUGGGAAAAAUUUGAAAGUUUCUAAUCAGUGUAAUUUUUUCUAACGUUCUACGUUAUAGAAUGUUCUAUCUACAUUAUAGCAUAAGUUUGCAUUACGAAAAAGGAUUUAUCUUGUUAAAUAUAUUUUAUCAUGAUAUAUCAGUUACGCAUUUAAUCACAUAAAAAAAGACAGUAAGUUUAACAUAAAUUUUCUGUGGUUAAUUGUGAUUUAAUUAUUAAAGUAUAACAAGAAAUUAUAACAUAUUAGAAAAUAUUAGACAGUAAGUUAGACAUAAAAGUAAAAAGAAAAGUAUAUAAGAUCUCAUUGUGGGUUUGUGUUAUUCAUUGAUAAGUUAUAAGUAAUUUCGUGAUAGUUGCACCAUUUGCAGUAUUUGAUGCAUCUAUUAAUAUAUUUCGCAAAUUUUAAUUGUAAUCUCUCAAUAUUGCGAUAUAAACUAAAUUAAUGACAUAUUUUUCGACAUUAGUUCUACUUCCCUUGAAUUGCCAGCUAUUCUUAAUAGCGGGCUUUAAACACUGCCAGUUUAUUCGCCCUUUUGCUUCGUUUUUAUACUAAUGAAGUAUUCGUUAGAAAUAAAUGAAAAUUGUUAUUGUAUCUUAUCUUUGUUGUGGUAUGCGCUAUUCUUCGUGUUUAUCUGUGUUAAUACUCGUUAUUAUUAUUUACGUAAAAUUUGCAUCGAUAAUAAUUAGCGAGAGUUCCUGAAAUCUCUUGCCUUUUGUGAAUCUCGGCAUAAAAAAAAAACGUCCAACGAACUGCCACACAUGUGUCGAUUCACGUAUGCGCUUAUCUGGCCUAUGGAACUCCGUUUGUGUAAUGAACAUUACUAACGAUUUACACGCAUGAAUGAUGCAUUUUUCAACAGUGAGAACGAUAAUAAUUUUAUUCAGCGUUGUAUAAUAAUAUUUUAUGAUGUAAAAGUGAAUUGUAUUCGUGUUUAUCGAAGAGUUUGUCGAAAACAUAAUAAAAUAAAAAUACACUUACUUAAAAGUCAGUCAUCGAUGUUAUCACAAUGCAAUUAAAUAUUCUAUAUAUAAUCGUAUUGAACAUAUUUAAAAUCAUAAGCAUACGAAUUUGAUGACUGAAAUUUCUGUAUUUUGUGAGACUGCCACAAAAAAAUCUACUCUCUUCGAUGUACGUAUUUUAUAAUUGCGUAAAUACUUUGCACACGUACAGUUUAUGCUGUACUUUAAAUCUUUCUCUCAAUAAUUAAUAUAAUGUAACAUGAAAUUGCACGACGGAAAAAUAUUAAUAAUUUCCAAAGCAAAAGGUACUUGUCAGAUUAAAAUUUAUUAUCGUACUUGGCAUCAUAUCUGAUACUAGUGUAAUAUUAAUACGAUAUCAAGCGAGUGUAUGGUCACUUUGAUUGCAUUUGUAAAUUAAUAACAUAGCGAAACCGACAGGUUAUUCAUUAUAUAUUCAUAAGUCGAACACAGCGAAUAUACAUAUAUAGCUCUCUCUUGUUUCCCUUCCCCCUCUCACCUUCUCUAAUUAAGAAAUCAGUAGAAUUCAUGCAAAAAUCACGUCUAGGUAUUACAAUUUUUAUUGCAAUAAAAAGAUAAAAUAAACUUUUAUAUUGUCAUAA